CACUGUAAAACCGAUCGUCCGGCCCGGCAUCCCCAUUUCCAAAUAACCCUAGGCUAGGGCUUUUUGUAUAAAUCAGUAAAUACAUACUAGGCGUCAACGGCUAAACUCUUUCUAAUAUUCAGCUCUGUUGUGCCGAUCAGCGUCUGCGAUUUCAGUUUUCAAGGGAGUGAAACAUGAGGAGGUAUAGCCCAGCAUACUAUAGUCCUCCAAGGAGGGGAUAUGGAGGUCGACCUAGGAGCCCUCCAAGAAGGGGAUAUGGAGGUGGUGGAAGGCAUAGGGAACAGAAUCAUGGGAGCCUCUUGGUUCGAAAUAUUCCUCUAGAUUGCAGGCCAGAAGAACUUCGAGCUCCAUUUGAAAGAUUUGGACUAGUCAGAGAUGUUUAUCUUCCAAAGGACUAUUAUACAGGGGAACCUCGUGGUUUUGCAUUUGUUCAGUUUGUCGAUUCUUAUGAAGCUGCAGAGGCUCAGUACCACAUGGAUGGGAAGGUUUUUGCUGGGAGGCAGAUAUCUGUGGUUGUUGCAGCUGAGACGAGGAAAAGACCUGAGGAUAUGAGACGAAAAUCUAGGGUCAGGGGACCAUCUGGUUAUGGAGGAAGGUCAUCGCAUUAUGGACGUUCUCACUCUCGGUCACGGUCACGCUCUCCUCCAAAUGCAUCAGGUUCCAGAGCCCGUCAUAGAUCAAGGUCCUAUUCCCCUGAUGAUCUACAACGAAGAGAUUAUUCUGUAUCUCCAGAUAGAAGGCACUCAAAUCACCCUAGGUCUCGACGAGAACAUGGUGUCCAUCACCGUCGAAGAUCAGUUUCUCCAGGAUAUGAGAAUAUUGCUGGUGAAAAUGGAAACAGCCAUGGCAAGGAACAUUUGAACGAGGCGAGGGAAGCACAAACACAAACACAAACACAAACUCGCUGGAGAUCAUCACCCAGACAAACAUCAAGAUCACCACCUCGGUCUAGGUCUAGAUCUGCUGAUGUUUUGCCCAGGGAUAGCUAAUAAUCUCAAAGCAUCAUGACCAUACAUUCUUCAUUUUGCUUCGAGUAGAUCUAUUGAUGAAUGUUAGCUUUCGGUAUUUAAGAAUGCAAAACUCUUAUUCUUACCAUUGUUGUUCUGGUUAUUAUACUUUGUAGACAAAUCAACUGCCAUUGGAGGGUUUUGAAUUUCAUAUCCUUUCUUUCUGUAAUAUAAUAUGUUGUCCCCUUGACUCAA
Molecule: messenger RNA, 1202 nt
Organism: Ipomoea nil (Japanese morning glory)
Lineage: Eukaryota; Viridiplantae; Streptophyta; Magnoliopsida; Solanales; Convolvulaceae
Product: serine/arginine-rich SC35-like splicing factor SCL30
Exons: 8
Coding region: 174-989 (271 amino acids)
Molecular function (GO): RNA binding
Source: RefSeq, a predicted model, not a curated record